This is a messenger RNA of Notolabrus celidotus (New Zealand spotty), 4004 nucleotides long. RefSeq names its product sodium bicarbonate transporter-like protein 11. Bases 172 to 2718 code for a protein of 848 amino acids. NCBI's taxonomy places the organism in Eukaryota, Metazoa, Chordata, Actinopteri, Labriformes, Labridae. Gene Ontology annotation, molecular function: solute:inorganic anion antiporter activity. Gene Ontology annotation, biological process: monoatomic ion homeostasis; transmembrane transport; monoatomic anion transport. The record is from RefSeq and is a predicted model, not a curated record. Gene Ontology annotation, cellular component: basolateral plasma membrane; plasma membrane. The transcript has 20 exons.
AGGAAGGUGCCUUCACCUCAACAUGUGUGUGUUUAGAUGUGUGUAGGAGAGUCUUUGAGAAGAGAUCAGCAGUGAGAGCAGGCUGUUUGGGAGCAGAGAGACUGAUGAUGGGUUGACCUUUUGGAGAGCAUCUCACCUUAAAGAAAAACAAUCAAACAAACCCUGGAGAUCAUGGAAAAUAAAAAGGUCCUCCUUUUUGUGCCAUCUGACACUCCAUCCACAGAGAGGUCCAAGAAUGGAUAUGCUUUCAACGGGAUGGAGCUGCAGGAUGGGGGACAAGAAGAUUGCGAGAGGGACUCACCUAUUCCUAACAAGGACCACUUAUAUGAUAACCAGUUUGAGAUCAGUGCUACAGAUCCUGAUUUUCCCGGUUUUGGGCUUUUGAGUACAACAAGAAAAUAUGUGAAGCCGAUGAACUUCAAAGAUGAAGUGCGUGCCCAGAGAGACCUACACAGCUUCCUUGCCCAGGCCAGCAUCCUUUUGGAUGAGAAAGCUGCCACUCUGGAUGAGGUGCUGAGACACAUGCUCAGUCAAAUGGUGAAGGAUGGCCAUGAGAGCUGUGAUGGGGAGGAGGUCAUGAACUCUCUGUUUACAGAUGCAGGGGGAAAGGAGUGUAAUGUUCACCUUCUGUCUGAGACCAUUCAGGGUGUGACCUCUACUUCCACUGGAAUUCGUUAUCAGCAGUCCUGGCUUUGUAUUCUAUCCACUGUGAGGAGUCUGCAGAGGCGUCAUGUCUGCAUUGCACGUCUUGAGAGAGCACAGAACUGGGGAGAAAAUUGCUGCGAGGCCCGCUACGUCAUCCUCAUCCUGACCCCUCCCAGAACGAAAAGCACCAAGACGGCGACAGAACUUGGCAGAACAUUUUCCACAAUGUUCUCCGACAUUUCCUUCAGACAGAAGCUUCUGGGAGCCAGGAACGAGGACGAGUUCAAACAGCACUUAGUGGUCCACCAAGAGCAUCUCUCUGCGGCCACCUCGGAGCAGGUCAUAGAGGAAGUGGAGGACUCAGAUCCACGUAGAGGGAAACCGAUUGAGUGCAUAGAUUUCUUUAGAUUCGGUAAAGGUAUUUAUAGAGACCUCCGCCGCAGACUCCCACUCUACCCAUCAGACUUCACAGAUGGUAUGCAUGGGAAGGAACGAUGUCUGCUGAAAUACACUACCACUGCUAUCUUCCUCUACAUUAUCAUUCUGCUGCCUGCUAUCGCCUUUGGUUCCCUGAAUGAUGAAAGCACAAGAGGAGAAAUAGAUGUCCAGAAGACCAUUGUUGGCCAGAGCAUUGGAGGAGUGAUUUAUGCUUUAUUUGCUGGCUCACCGCUCGUGAUUCCACUGACCACCGCGCCUUUGGCCAUCUUCAUAAGUGUCAUCAGGGGCAUUUGUGACGACUACGACCUCAACUUUGACGCUUUCUACGCCUGCAUCGGUUUGUGGAACAGUCUCUUCCUCAUCCUUGGAGGCUUAUUCAAUGCCAGCCUGUUUAUGAAACUCUUCAAACGCUCAACAGAAGAAGUCAUUGCGCUGUUCAUCUCUGUAGCAUUUGUCGGGGACGCUGUGAAAGGCACCAUCAAAAUCUUUCAGCACUACUACCACGGACCUAUACUGGCGACCACAAACACCACGGUUGUCCUCCAGAAGAUCACGGAAAUUCUCGAGAAGGCGAAUAACCACACAAAUAUUUUUGAGCAUCCUAACAAGACGGGCACAGUGCUGGCACUUGUUGAGAAACAUGUGUUCCUGCCGGAGAAUCUGGUUUUGUGCACAAGAGAGAGGCCCAUCCUCUGUCUGCUGCUCAUGUUGGGGACUCUGUGGUUCGGUUAUGCUCUUUAUCUCCUCAAGAGGAGCCCGUAUCUGAACGACAAAAUCAGAGAGGUGGUGUCUGACUGUGCUCUGCCAAUCUCCGUGGUGGUAUUCUCCUUCAUCGGCUCCUACCUUUUCCUCGACAUAAAGCUUCCUGUGUUCAGUGUCCACGACCACGCAAUCUUCACAUUCCCUCACUUUGAAAAGCUGACAGGCCUGAACGCACUGAGUGCAGUCGGCCUUGGUUUUCUCCUUGCAUUGCUCAUCUUCAUCGACCAGAACAUUGUCAUCUCGCUCACACACGUACCAGAACACAAGCUGCUCAAAGGAACAACGUUCCACUGGGACUUAAUGCUGACUGGCUUCAUCAACAUCCUCAUGUCCUGUCUGGGGUUGCCAUGGAUGCACGCUGCCUUCCCACAUUCCCACCUACACGCCCGUCAGCUGGCCAAAGUGGAGCAACACGUAGAGAACGGACAUGUCUACACAACCAUCAUCAGUGUGAACGAACAGCGUCUGACCUCUCUGGUGGCAAACAUCCUGAUCGGUUUGUCUGCGUUCAUGCUGCCUAUCCCUCUGCAGUGGAUCCCAAAGCCUGUCCUGUACGGACUCUUCCUUUACAUCGCAGCCACCUCACUUGAUGGGAACCAGAUGAUGGACCGGAUGGCUCUGCUACUGAAGGAACAGACCUCAUAUCCUCCCGCCCACUACAUCCGCCAAGUGCCUCAGAGGAAGAUUCACUUCUUCACUGCUCUGCAGAUGAUCCAGCUGAUCAUCUUGUGUGCAUUUGGGCUGUACCCUCUACCCUACAUGAAGAUGGUCUUCCCUCUGCUGAUGAUCCUGCUCGUACCCAUCAGGAUCAGCCUACUUCCCAAAAUGAUCGACAGAAAGUAUCUUGACAUCCUGGACUCCCAGCACAUGUAGAACAACAAAGACAGCUUAUAGAAAACAUACAUUCUCUCCAGCUGGAAGGAGACAGCCUCACAGCUCAGUGAUCGUGUUACUAACUAAACUAAAUGCAUUUGGAUUGCAAGAAUAUAAUGAGCUCUGCACUCUGCUGGUGACUGCACGGGUCAUUUACCUUCUUAUUGUUCUCCAAACAUUUAAGGUACAGUAAACAGGAAAAUUCCACCUGAAAAAACACAUCCAGCUCUCCCUCUGUUACCUUGUAUCACCCUACUAAGCCCAUCCCACCAAGUGACGCCAAAGACCUGCACAUGCAUUUUACUAGGCUUGAGUCGGAAGUCGAGGUUGCCAGAAACACAGACAGCCAAUUAAUAUACAUCCAAGAAAGUUAAAAGUAGCUUCAUUGGUGCUGAGAAAAGGGAGAGGGGGAGAUUCUAUUCAUUUCAAUUUGUACUCCGAUGACAAAAUGUGUAAGACUACCAAUAUAAUCAUUGCAGUCAUGGUUCUAGGUGUGGAUGGCCAUUUUUAUUACACGACCUGUGUGUGCACACUACCAAACACAAGUAACAUAGAAGCUAAAUGAUGCCAGUAUAUACACAGAGGUGCUGUGAUUUGCUUGCUACGACUGCACCAACUCUGAUUGGUUGUUUGAUUCAGCCUGGAUUAUUUCAUAAAAACUAAAUAUGAAGGGCAGGCCCUCACAGACACGGAUCAGACAUCUACUCAGUUUAAUACUGUUGGUGACCUGCAAUAGUCAAACUUGUUAUUGUAAUGAAAUAAUGUUGCCUACUGAAGCUUUAAGCAUCCUUAUUAAGCAACAUUCCCACACCUUUAGUGCAUUCAGUAGUAUUAGUCAUAGAGGAGUAUCUAUGUCUUUUUUUCCACUCAUUUGUUUUAAGCUAGCAACCAAGAAGUGCACAAGUGACUGUCAUAUAUUUUGUAUUUAAAGAAGUCAAUGUGAUUUAGUUUAGGUGUCAUGUUGUUAAAUAGAGGUCUGCUUUUGUGUGUCCUAUAUGAGUUCAAUAUGUGAUGUUAAAGAGGGGAUUGGGGAUGGGGUGAUUUCAUUAUUGAACCAAAAAACAAUUCACAAUCAUUUUAUGGAAAGAGAAGACAUUUGUCACGGUUUGAAACAUGCAGCACGUAGAGAGUCUCAUUUUGGUUUCAAUUAAGCACACUGAAGCCAGAUGGUCCAGUGGUUUAGAAACAGGAUGCAUUACAAUUAUGAUGUAAAUAUGAAAGUUGUUUGUUAUUGUUGGGUUUUAAUCAAACUGUCUUCAAACAAAUAAAGCCCAUUAAAAAGGAAA